Nicotiana tabacum (common tobacco) is the source of this 534-nucleotide messenger RNA. The record is from RefSeq and is a predicted model, not a curated record. NCBI's taxonomy places the organism in Eukaryota, Viridiplantae, Streptophyta, Magnoliopsida, Solanales, Solanaceae.
AUGGAAGGGAAGGUCCUACAACUUAACAUCUAUAUGAUUACUGGGGGAACCACCGCUCCCCAGGGGCCCAUGUUCAAACGAAUGAGAACGUCCGUUACAAAAGAAGGACUAUCCCAAGAACAUAUACCCGAAGAUACCCUCAUAUUCAGCGAGGAGGACCUCAAGGCUAUGACCGAACUGCACAACGACGUGCUAGUGAUCUCGUUCCUCUUAAACAACACCAGAAUAACGCACAUGCUUGUGGAUCCAGGCAGCUCAGCCAACAUAAUCAGGUCGGAAGUAGUAGAGCAGCUGGGGCUGCUCAAUCAAGUCGUUCCCAUCCCUCGAAUCCUCCACAGCUUCAACAUGAUCGGUGAAGUAACGAAAGGAGAGAUUACCCUCCCUAUCAACACAUCUGGUGCAAUCCAGAAUACCGAGUUCCAGGUCAUUGACGACGACAUGAGAUACAACGCCUUACUCGGUAGGCCUUGGAUACACAACAUGUGGGCAGCGCUCUCAACCUUGCCAGUCUUGGAGGAGGAGGGAAGCGUGUAG